AUGCUCUCGAGAUCCCCUCUGUUUCUGACGGCAUUACUGCCUGUUCUAGUCAGCUGCCAGACUCCUGUAGAGAACAAUCCUCUGGGUACAACCAAUCUCGUCCACAACGGGAGCUUCGCCCAAGGAACUCCUGGUUGGGAAGUCACGCCACCUGGUUCUGUUCGCAAUGGCAUACUCUGCGUCGUUGUUCCCGCAAACACUGCUGCGAAUGCAAGCUAUAUUCAGACUACUCAGAACUUUACCCAGGUUAAGAACGACAUUUACUACUUGAACUUCACCGCCUCGGCAACUCAUGCCACGAACCUCUGGAUCCAGACGAAUGGCUACGACCCUUCUGCUGGUGGCGCUCCAGUCUCUCCAAAUCUUAACACGACUCAAAUUCCUUUGACAACAUCUGCAGAACCCUUUUCACUCAUUUUCUCACCAGCCAAUCAGGAGAACAACUCUACAUUGACAUUCUUCCUCGGUGGAAGCAACUUCACAAACGAGAUAUGUCUCAGCGAUGUAUCCUUGCACCGCAUCAAUCGCCUACCAUACUUUCAAGACACUGGAAGAUCAAUCAAGAUCAACCAACAAGGCUAUCUACCUAAUGGUCCAAAACUCGCUACCGUUGUCUCGAAGAGUAAUGCGUCUUUGACGUGGCAUCUCCAGGACAAUAGUGGUGCAUCAGUCGUAUCUGGACAUACUAUCCCAUUCGGUAACGACACAGCAUCUGGGCUGAAUGUCCAUACUCUUGAUUUCACCAACUAUACCAAGCAAGGCACCGCUUUCACUUUGAAGAUUGCUGGUAAUGAUACCAGCUAUCCCUUCAGCAUCUCAAGUCAGCUAUAUACGACACUCCGCCAAGACUCGAUGCAGUUUUUCUACCAGCAACGUAGCGGUAUUGCAAUCGACGCUGAACUUGUCGGAUCACAGUAUGCUCGACCAGCUGGCCAUAUUAAUGUGUUCCCUAAUCAGGGCGACAUAGUGACACCUUGCCAGUAUGAAUGGGAGUCGAACGUCACAUAUCUCGAACCAUGGACAUGUAACUACACGCUUGACGUAUCACAAGGAUGGUACGAUGCUGGUGAUCAAGGCAAAUAUGUUGUCAAUGGAGGUAUCUCCACUGCUCAAAUUCUGAUGGCAUACGAGCGAUCACUGCACACAUCAAACAGCUCAUUCAAAGCACUUGGUGAUGGGUCGCUAAGAAUUCCGGAACGCUCGAAUGGCUACCCAGACUUCCUUGACGAAGCUCGUUGGGAAAUGGAGUUCAUGCUCAAGAUGCAAGUACCUGCGAAUUCUCCACCACAAUUGUUCAAUGGCUCAUACAUCGACAUGUCAGGGCUUGUUCAUCACAAGAUGCAUGACAAUCAGUGGACACAGCUGCCGACUCCCCCAAACCUCGACCCCAAGCGAAGAGAGUUACACCGCCCAUCCACAGCUGCAACACUUAACAUGGUAGCCGCAGCAGCCAUGAGUGCACGACUCUGGGCUCCAUUCGAUGCUGCAUUUGCCCAGCGAUGUUUGAAUGCCGCUCGCAUAGGGUAUGCGGCCGCUAAAGCCAACCCUACACUCUAUGCUCCAGGCACUGAUUGGGACCUCGGUGGCGGUGCAUACAGCGACGAUGAUGUGAGAGAUGAGUUCUACUGGGCAGCUGCAGAGAUGUACAUUACAACUUCCGAGGCCCAGUUCGAGAAGGAUGUCAUGUCCAAUUACUAUUACACCGCCAACGCAUCCACUCUAUUCCCCGAGGGCGGCUUUGGAUGGUCGUCUAUGCAGUCGAUCGCACAGAUGGAUCUUGCUGCUGUGCCAAACAACAUCACUGGGAGAAAUGCCAUUAUCGAGUCUGUUCUGACAGGUGCUGAUCAAUACAUGGCUAUCCAGAAAACGCAGCCCACCGAUGUCUUUAUCACCUCAUACCCCUGGGGCAGCAACAGCAAUCAACUCAACUGCAUCCAAGUCGUCGCAACCGCCUACGAUAUCUCCCACAAUUCCUCAUAUCGCACAUCGGCCCUGUCAGGCAUGGACUACAUCUUCGGCCGCAACGCAAUCUCUCAAUCCUACGUUCACGACUACGGCACCAAGACUUCUAGUAACAUGCAUUCGCGUCUUUAUGCUGCUGAACUUAGUCGUCUGAUUGUGCAGGAUCCGAUUGUGCCACCNCCACCAAAGGGAGCUAUGGCUGGUGGUGCAAACGAGAGUCCUGCGGAUCCUCCUGCUGAUGAUGUGUUGGUGGGUUGUGUGGGACAGUUUUGCUAUGUGGAUGAUGUGAAUAGUUAUAGUACCAAUGAGGUGGCUAUCAAUUGGGGUUCUGCUUUGGCUUGGGUUGCUAGUUGGGCCGCUGAUCAGUAG
Molecule: messenger RNA, 2331 nt
Organism: Aureobasidium musti
Lineage: Eukaryota; Fungi; Ascomycota; Dothideomycetes; Dothideales; Saccotheciaceae
Source: the annotation of a GenBank genome assembly